UGACAAACUCAGAAAACGUCACAAAUCGGAAACAUUCACAGUUUGGGCCCAUCACUCAGCAGCAGACAUGGAUUGCGGAAUUCUAACAUCUAAAACCGUUCUUUUAUUUCUCAGUUUAAUAUUUUGGGCUGCUGGAGCGGCCCUCGCGUAUGUUGGCUCUUAUGUGAUAAAGAGCUACAACAACUUUGAAGACUUUGUGUCUGAUAAGUACUCUGUCAUCCCAGCAGCCAUUAUAAUCGGUGUGGCUGUGGUCAUGUUUGUCAUCGGGAUUGUUGGCUGCUGUGCAACUCUGAGGGAGUCCAAAGUCGGUUUAGGCUUUUUUCUUAUCAUCAUCAUGAUAAUCUUCGCAGCUGAGGUGACCGCUUUUGUGUUUGGCUUCAUCUACAGGGGAAGAAUUAAGGGUGACCUAGAAAAGUCAAUGAACAGCGUCUUUCAAAAGUAUGACGGUGUGAACACUGAAGCCCAUGCAGUGGAUUACUUGCAAUCUCAAUUGGAGUGCUGUGGGGUGAAUAACAUCACAGACUGGACUGCAAUACCAUGGUAUGGCCAGCAUAACAACUCUGUGCCACAUUCCUGCUGCAAAGCAAAUGCUACACAAUGCACUGGCCAACUCACCCGACUAGAUCUUCUGAACACACAGGGAUGUGAAGCUAAACUGGAGCAGGUGCUUCAGGAUGUGCUUGGUUAUGCAAUGUUGGUCAUCCUGGGAUUUGCCAUCAUUAAGCUGUUUGGGAUGCUCAGCAUCUGUGUCAUUGCCUGCAGAAGCAAGAAGAAUGACUAUCAGCCUCUGUACGCGUGAUAGUAAAAUCUCCUGAAUCCCUCACUUGGGACAGUCUCUACAUUCUCGAUACUGUGCAGCUAAACACAGCCUCACUGGCACCAUAAACAUCAGUGGUUUGAAGGUGUGGCAGUAUUCCAAACAUUUAGCCUUUUGGUUUGAAUUUGAAAGUGCAACUUGAACUUGAAGCAAUGCUGACAGGAACCACACAGGUGUGUGGUCAGAAAAACACUGAACAUUAUCAUAUGAUCAAAGAGGUGUCUGUAAACCAUGUGACAUUCUUAGUUUUGACUAUUAACGUUUUCCUGCCUAACAGGUUUAUGCUAGCCCUUGACAAAUACUGUAUGUCUAUGUCUCCAACUCCACAAAAGUACUAGGAAAUGUUAUAUAGCAGUACUUCACCAAAUGUUUAAAAUGUAGAUCAAACUUUAGAGUUGAUAGAUGCACUUCAUUUUUAAGGAUUUUAUGUUUCUGUGGGCUUUAGUUUCUACAUUACAUUCAGUGUUUUUUUUUUUGUUUGAUUUUUUUCAGUGCUACUGUCCAAAUGAUAUCUGUCUUAUAGUUGUCUGUUUACAUGCAGUGUAUACAAUACAGCACAACGGAAGGAUAUUAAAUUAUGGAAAUAAA
Messenger RNA from Sinocyclocheilus rhinocerous, 1405 nucleotides. RefSeq names its product tetraspanin 36 (gene tspan36). Lineage: Eukaryota; Metazoa; Chordata; Actinopteri; Cypriniformes; Cyprinidae. Gene Ontology annotation, cellular component: plasma membrane. The record is from RefSeq and is a predicted model, not a curated record. The transcript is spliced from 7 exons. Bases 68 to 799 code for a protein of 243 amino acids.